AUGGUACAUUUCGGCAUUUUCCUUGGAAAGAGUACAAGGAAAUGGCUCUUGAAUCAACAUAUUCAGCCAUCAACUUAUCAGUGCUUUGCGUCUUUCUGAGCGUGGCAUUGGGGUUGGUGGUGUUUAAGAUCAGAAGAAGAAGCAAAUCCAACGCACCUCCAUCCCCACCCAAGCUACCCUUCAUCGGAAACCUUCACCAGCUAGGCACGCUGCCACACCGUUCCUUGCAAGCCCUCUCUCGCAACUAUGGCCCACUCAUGAUGCUUCAAAUGGGCCAGAUCCCAACGCUGAUCGUUUCAUCUGCACACGUGGCCGCAGAAAUUUUCAAAAACCACGACGUCGUUUUCUCCUACCGCCCCAAGACAACCGCUACUGGAGUCUUUUUCUACGGCUACAAGGACAUUGGUUUCUCCCCCUACGGCGAGGAGUGGAGACAGAAAAGAAAGGUCUGCGUUCUCGAGCUCGUCAGCAUGAAAAGCGUGCGGUCGUUUCAGUUCAUCCGCGCUGAAGAAGUCGCGGAAAUGAUCGCUGCCAUACGCGAGGCGUGUGCCAGUGGAAGUGAAAGUGGAAGCUCAUGCGUGCAUCUGAGUGAGUUGUUGAUUGCACUCACCAACAACACAUUGUCUAGGUGCGUUUUUGGACAAAAGUAUGACUCACCCGAUGGUAGUAGAAGCUUCGGAGUGAUUCGGAGGAAGUUGUUGAGUCAGUUCACGGCUUUCUGUGUCGGAGAUUUCUUCCCCUCGUUGAGUUGGGUUGAUGUUCUAACGGGCCGAAUUCGGAAGUUAAAGGCCACUCUUAGUUCGUUAGAUGUUUUCUUUGAUCAGGUGAUUGCAGAACAUAAAACAAAGAUGAAGAAGAAAGGUGAAGGUGAUGGUCAAUCUGAUAAGAAAGACUUCGUGGAUAUUCUCCUUCAACUUGAGGAGGCUCGAAUGCUCGGUUUUGACCUCUCCCAAGAUAACCUCAAAGCAUUGCUAGUGGACAUGUUUAUAGGGGCAAGUGACACAACUUCAACCACUUUGGAAUGGGCUAUGGCAGAGCUCAUGAAGAAUCCAAAUACCAUGGAAAAGGUCCAAGAAGAGGUAAGAAGAGUGGUCGGGAACAAAGCAGAAGUGGAUGAAAACGAUGUGAAACAAAUGAAUUACUUGAAGUGUGUAGUCAAGGAAACUCUAAGGCUACAUCCACCUGCUCCUUUUUUGCUUCCUCGAGAAACAUCCUCUGCUGUGAAGCUAAGAGGGUACGACAUUCCAGCCAAGACAAGAGUAAUGUUGAACGCAUGGGCAAUUCAGAGGGAUCCUGAAUUUUGGGAGAAACCAGAUGAGUUCAUUCCAGAGAGAUUCGAAGACAGCAAGGUAGAUUUCAGAGGACAAGAUUUUGAGUUUAUUCCGUUUGGUGUUGGGAGAAGGGGGUGCCCUGGAAUUACAUUUGGGAUCACUUUGGCUGAGUAUGCACUUGCUAAUCUUCUUCGCUGGUUCGAUUGGAAGCUGCCUCAAACUCAUGCUUCAGUGCAAGGCAUAGACAUGAGUGAGAAACAUGGGAUCUCUGUCAACAAGAAGGUUCCACUUCUCCUUCAACCAAUACCAAUCUCCUUCGAAAUUGGAUCUAAACCUUGAUAUUGCGUGCUCGAAUAUGUUUCACUUCUUUUUAUUUCUGCAUGUUUUCGUGAAAGAAUACUAAUAAAGUGAUGAUGAAUAAUGUGUGCUUAUAUUAUGGGAGACACGGUUUAAGUGACAGAUAAUUGGUUGGAUAUCACAUGAAAAUUGGUCAGCACUAUGAUGUGCCAAACUGUGCUACAAUUUCUCCCGUUUCUAAAUGUAAUUUGAUGUUCCUUUUUCUACUGGGGAGCACUUUUCUUAUUUU
Messenger RNA from Cajanus cajan (pigeon pea), 1857 nucleotides. Its product is annotated as cytochrome P450 71A1. NCBI's taxonomy places the organism in Eukaryota, Viridiplantae, Streptophyta, Magnoliopsida, Fabales, Fabaceae. Gene Ontology annotation, molecular function: monooxygenase activity; heme binding; iron ion binding. The record is from RefSeq and is a predicted model, not a curated record.